Molecule: messenger RNA, 1430 nt
Organism: Brassica oleracea var. oleracea
Lineage: Eukaryota; Viridiplantae; Streptophyta; Magnoliopsida; Brassicales; Brassicaceae
Exons: 6
Coding region: 31-1173 (380 amino acids)
Molecular function (GO): GTP binding; GTPase activity
Source: RefSeq, a predicted model, not a curated record
CCUCAAGCUCGAGUCAGAACCUGCGAUCAGAUGGAGGAGACAUUGAUGGAAGAAGGCAGGAGACCGGGAGUUUUGGUCGUCGGUUCCUCCGGUGUCGGCAAGCGCACCAUUCUCUCUCGAUUGAUCUCUGUCGAUUUUGAGGAUUCAUCAUCUCAAACAGAAGUUCAUGACUGGACGAUUAACACAAAGUAUUACUCUGCGGAUGUAUCUGUGUGGAUAUCACAUAUUUGCGAUGACCACUCUCUCCCUCAGUCACAUCCACUUGUGGCGUUAGUUAUGGUCUUCGACUUGAAUGAGCUGUCAACUCUUGUUGCUCUCCAAGACUGGGCUUCUCAUGCAGACAUGAGCAGUUUCGAUAUAUUGUUGUGCAUUGGGAACAAAGUAGAUCUUGUCCCUCAUCACCCAGCUCAUGCUGAAUACAGAAGACGCCUUUCCAAAGCCUAUUCAGACAUUGAUGAUGAGUUUGGGAUCUCCCAAAGCGAAGGAAGUAGCUUGUUGGGUAGCGACGAUACAUCAUCACUGGACAUCAGGGGAACAUGUCUUGACUGGUGCCGCGACAACAACAUCGAGUUCAUUGAGGCUUGUGCAUCUAAUCCUGAUUUUGACAAGUGUUUAUCAGUGGAUGGGGAUUCUCAAGGGGUUGACCGUUUGUUUGGUGCUCUUUCGGCACAUAUGUGGCCUGGAAUGAUUCUCAAAUCGGGUGAUAAGAUUAAUGAACCGGUGUUACCUCCUCAUGGUGAAGAGUUGUCAGAAGAAGAAUCUGAAUAUGAACUGGAGUACGAGGUGCUAUCCUCUGGCUCAGCCGAUCCAUGGGAGAACAUCGAAGAGAGGUGGGUUUCCGCAGAUGCUGGCGGAUCCACCUCACGGGAGGUAGAAGCGAAUCCAAAGAAAGUUGUGGAUGUUGUAGUAGAGCUGGGGUCUUCAGGGACGCAGGGUGAGACUGUAGUAACAACAACAGAUGAGAAACCUUUGGGGGGCACGGAAGACAACAACAAGGUUUAUGAGUUGGAAGACGUGGAACAGUUGAUGUCAGAAAUAGGCAACAUCCGUGACAACUUGCGGUUGAUGCCUGAUUUCCAGAGGAGGGAGAUAGCUGCGAAUCUGGCGAUGAAAAUGGCUUCCAUGUUUGGAGGAGGAGGCGACGACAGUGAUAACGAGGAAGAAUCUGAGUGAGGCCCCGUAGUACUUCUGAAGAUCAGCACGAACCCACAGUUUAAUCCUUUCUUUCUUUAUAAAACCCCCUUCUUUUUUAUUCGUUUCAUGCUUACGCAGUUGCACGCUCUAUUGUGAACCCAGUUAGCUAUUAUAAUAGCUAACUUGGGUCGUCAUGUUAUGUAUGUCAUUACUUUUUUUCUUGAUGUGUAAUGUAGUCUUUGGAACUCUAGAUAAUAAUAUUAGCCUUCCUAGUUUUGGUAACACUGGCAAGGCAA